Molecule: messenger RNA, 1382 nt
Organism: Podarcis lilfordi (Lilford's wall lizard)
Lineage: Eukaryota; Metazoa; Chordata; Lepidosauria; Squamata; Lacertidae
Source: the annotation of a GenBank genome assembly
GGCCUCCAAUCCCACCCUGCCUCACCAGACCAGCUUCUCCAGGCCAGCUGCGUAGAGAAUCGUCCAAAGAAUGUCUGAUCCCAAGCUUCUAGACAUCCCAGCUGUGAUCUUUGACAAUGGGUCUGGAUUAUGCAAGGCUGGCAUUGCUGGGGACAGUGCCCCAAGGGUGGUCAUCACAGCAAUUGUUGGCCGCUCCAAAGCCAAAGCCACAAUGCUUGGCGCUGGCCAGAAGGAAUUUUACAUUGGAGAAGAAGCUCAGUGCAAAAGGGGCGUCUUGUCACUGAAUUACCCCAUUGACCAUGGCAUCGUGACAUCUUGGGAUGACAUGGAGAGGAUAUGGAGGCAUGUCUAUGAGUGUGAACUGAGGAUCAAAUCCAGCGACAGACCAGUGCUCUUGACUGAAGCCCCACUGAAUCCUCUCCAGAACAGGGAGAGAAUGACGGAGAUCAUGUUUGAAAAUUUCAAGGUGCCUGCCAUGUAUGUUGCUGUCCAGGCUACUUUGGCACUCUAUGCAUCAGCACGGACCACGGGGAUAGUCAUAGACAGUGGGGAUGGUGUCACUCACACAGUCCCCAUCUACGAAGGCUACUGCUUGCCACAUGCUGUCUCCAGGUUGGACGUUGCUGGGCGGGACAUCACUGAGUACUUCAUGAGGCUCCUUCUGGAGAGCGGGCUUUCCUUCGUCAGCACAGCAGAAAGGGAAAUCGUGAAAGACAUCAAGGAGAAGCUCUGCUACGUGGCUUUAGAUCCCAUCCAAGAAAUGAAAGCUAAGCCAGAAUACCUUCUCAGAGAGUAUAAACUACCAGAUGGUAAUAUCAUCAGAAUCGGAAGCCAACUCUUCCGAGCCCCUGAAGCCCUUUUCGCGCCAGCUAACAUUGGUGUCGAUGCUCCCGGAGUCCACAAAAUGGCUUUCAACAGCAUCAUGAAAUGCGACAUUGAUGUCCGCAGAGAUCUAUAUGGGAACAUUCUCCUCUCGGGUGGAUCCACCUUGUUUUAUGGCUUGGAUGAGCGUAUCCUGAAGGAAAUGCAGCUUCAAGUGCCGAUCGGGAUAUCGGUAAGGAUCAUUGCCCCACCAGAGAGGAAGUACUGCGUGUGGAUUGGGGCCUCCAUCCUGACUUGCUUGACAUCUUUCAGACAAAUGUGGGUCACCCUCAAUGAUUACAAAGACUUUGGCCCAGGCGUCGUUCACCGGAAAUGUUUUUAAGACUGACGGCCUUCACCUGUGAUCUUGCUAGAACAAAGGGAGCUCAAGAAAGGCCACAAACAGGUGCACUUCCCAAAUAUUUUCUUUUUUUAGAAAGAGAUUCAGCUGUUGUCUCUUUGGAUUUAUUGGCUGGCCAAAAUUUAAAAGAAAAUAAAAAGAGAAACACACAUUUGGAUCA